UGGCCCCGCCCCGCGCGCGGAGCCGCCAUUGCGGGUUGUUUGUGCGGGCGCGCAGCGAGCGCGGGCGGGAGGCGGCGCCGCGGCUCCGCCAUGUCCACCCCGGCGCGCCGCCGCCUGAUGCGCGACUUCAAGAGAUUGCAAGAAGACCCUCCUGUGGGUGUCAGUGGUGCACCAUCUGAGAAUAACAUAAUGCAAUGGAAUGCAGUUAUAUUUGGGCCAGAAGGGACACCUUUUGAAGAUGGUACUUUUAAACUAGUAAUAGAAUUUUCCGAAGAAUAUCCAAAUAAGCCUCCAACUGUUAGGUUUUUAUCAAAAAUGUUCCAUCCAAAUGUGUAUGCAGAUGGCAGCAUAUGUUUAGAUAUUCUUCAGAAUCGCUGGAGUCCAACAUAUGAUGUUUCAUCUAUUUUAACUUCAAUUCAGUCUCUGCUUGAUGAACCCAAUCCAAACAGUCCAGCAAACAGUCAGGCAGCACAACUUUACCAGGAGAACAAACGUGAAUAUGAGAAAAGAGUUUCAGCUAUUGUCGAACAAAGUUGGAAUGAUUCGUAACAGCUGCUGUGUUACUCUCCAUCCUCAUAAUCAUUAUGUACAAUUUAACUCUCAAUAGAAAGGCUACCAGAAAUUUCAAGUGCCACAGUUCUAUGAAUUUGCAUAAAAACUCAUUUGCAAACAAAAUUAAGCCCUCCAGUUUAGGGGAAGCUAAAAGCUUGUGUAUCUCAAUUAACGUCCUUUUUAUUGCAUGGUGAGAACUAAGUUAUUGCUCCAUAAAUUUGUAAUAUAUCCUGUUUGUAUUUUUUUUCCAAGUGUAUAAUGUUGGUGUGGAGUUUUCAUGACAGAAUAUACACAUUUUGUAAAUCUGUACUUUUUCAAAUAUUGAAUGCCUUAUUUUUGAAUUCUUUAGAUUUUUAAAUUGGAGAAAAGCACUUAAAAAGUUUUUAUAUAUGACUAUUUCAUGUAAAACUGUUAAAUACAUAACCUUAGUGCAAGA
Pyrgilauda ruficollis (rufous-necked snowfinch) is the source of this 988-nucleotide messenger RNA. It is a transcript of the gene UBE2B, whose product is annotated as ubiquitin conjugating enzyme E2 B. Gene Ontology annotation, molecular function: ubiquitin conjugating enzyme activity. Gene Ontology annotation, cellular component: HULC complex. The coding region runs from base 91 to 549 and encodes 152 amino acids. The record is from RefSeq and is a predicted model, not a curated record. The transcript has 6 exons. Lineage: Eukaryota; Metazoa; Chordata; Aves; Passeriformes; Passeridae. Gene Ontology annotation, biological process: DNA repair; proteasome-mediated ubiquitin-dependent protein catabolic process; protein polyubiquitination.